GAUGUCGCAAUGCCCGCUUCGGCAACACCUGUUUUCUCUCUAGCCGGUUGGUGGUUGCUUCUCUCUGAAGGCCCCGUUUCUUACUCAAACACUGUCUGCAGAUUUAUGGAGUUGCGCUCGACUUCAUUCAUUGAAUUCUUCGAUUCCGUUUCCUUGUGAAGUUUCGCACGCACCACGCUAAAUACAGAUUUAGUACCUAUAAAAAUGCUUGUUUCAUACCAAUAACUUUUCUGGGUUUUGGAUGUUUUAUUGAAAGAAGAAGAAGAAGCUGUUUCAAUUGGGAUUGGGGAAGGACAGGAGAUGGAUAUAACGGAGAUGUCAAUAAUGCAUCAUGUGGCAAUGGUGCUGCUAUUACUUUGGUUGCUCUCUUGGUUCAAUUGGUGCCAUCCGGUCGCCUAUUUUGUUUCUCUCAUAUAUCUCUAUCUGGUUCAUGAACGAUAUGCUACAAGAAUGCGGAGGAAGUUACAGUUUGAAGAAAGAAAACAAGCUAAUCAGAGAAGGGUGCUUUCUGAUUCUGAGACGGUCCGGUGGUUGAACCAUGCAGUUGAAAAUAUCUGGCCCAUAUGUAUGGAACAGAUUUCUUCACAGAAGAUUCUCCUUCCCAUCAUACCUUGGUUCCUGGAGAAGUACAAACCAUGGACUGCUAAGAAAGCAGUUGUUCAGCAUCUGUAUUUGGGAAGAAACCCACCCAUGUUCACAGAAAUGAGGGUUCUCCGUCAGUCUUCAGAUGAUGACCACUUGGUUCUGGAGUUGGGGUUGAAUUUUCUCACAGCUGAUGAUAUGAGUGCAAUACUUGCUGUGCAGCUAAGGAAACGAUUGGGAUUUGGAAUGUGGGCGAAGUUGCAUAUAACAGGAAUGCAUGUUGAAGGGAAGGUCUUGAUUGGGGUGAAGUUUCUUCGUGAUUGGCCUUUUAUCAGCCGUUUGCGGGUGUGCUUUGUUGAGCCUCCAUAUUUUCAGAUGACAGUCAAGCCUAUUUUUACUCAUGGUAUUGAUGUCACAGAAUUUCCAGGGAUUGCUGGAUGGCUAGACAAGCUUCUGUCUAUUGCUUUUGAGCAGACACUUGUUGAGCCUAAUAUGCUGGUUGUUGACAUGGAGAAAUUUGCCGCGCCGCAGCCAGAAAAUUGGUUCUCAAUGGAUGAGAAGGAGCCUAUUGCUUAUGCUAAAGUUGAAGUUGUUGAAGCAUCCGGCAUGAAGCCAUCGGACCUAAAUGGAUUGGCCGAUCCAUACAUAAAAGGCCAAUUAGGCCCUUACAGAUUCAGGACAAAGACGCAGAAGAAAACUCUGGCUCCAAAAUGGCUUGAGGAGUUUAAGAUCCCCAUUAUUACAUGGGAGUCACCUAAUAUCCUUUGUAUUGAAGUUCGUGACAAGGACCAUUUUGUUGAUGACACACUUGGAGACUGUUCUGUGGACAUCGGUGAUCUUCGGGGUGGCCAGAGACAUGACUUGUGGUUGCCUCUUCAGAAUGUUAAAAUGGGGAGGUUGCAUCUUGCAAUUACUGUACUUGAAGACAAUAAAAAGGCGGAUGAUCAUCCAUUUGAUGAGGAGACAUUGAACAUGGAAGAUAAAAUAAAUUCCUUUACGGGUGAGACUGCCAUUAAAGCUUCUCUCUCAUCUUUAUCAUCGGAAAAGUCUCCAAGAGUGCGGGAUAAUUUUGAGCCCAUUGAUAUCGAAGGGCAAGCAGAUACUGGUAUAUGGGUUCAUCACCCGGGAAGCGAAGUUUCGCAAACAUGGGAGCCUAGAAAAGGAAAGAGUCGACUCAUUGAUACUGAAGUUCACGGGGAGCCUAAUGGUUCCAUGAAUGGCUCUGGUGCAGCAGCAUCUGGGUCCCCUAACAAUGACACCAGCAGCACUGAUGAAAACCCUGACGAAAAGAAUCCAAUGAAAUCAGUUCAGAGAGGCCUAAGGAAGAUUGGUUCCGUAUUUCACAGGGGUCCCAGAAAGGAGGAUCAAACAGGCAGCUCCAUGGAACCUGUUGAGUUGCCACAUGUUAAUCUUAGGGAAGUCAACGAGAAGGAGAUUGGUGUGAAGUUGGUUGUGGAAGACAACAAUUGUGGGCCUGCAUCUGAUAAGAAUCCCACGGAAGACAAUGCAAGUCCUAGAGGAAGCGAUCCUGAAAGCCCGAGCAAAGGAAAUAUGAAAAAUAUGGCUAAGAGUAUUUUAAAACAAGCCGGGAAAUCUGCUCGUGGCAUAAAGCAUGCACUUUCCCGGAAAGGAUCAAGAGUAUCUCGAGCCAAUGCAUCGGCAGAAUUAGAAAGGGAAAUCACAGAGGAAUCCAACUGUUCUGAUGAUGAAUCAAGUUGUUCCCCGGGAGUUGAAAAGAUGUCGGUUAUUACGGAGACCAUAUCCUCUGGCCGAAGUAAUGAUGAUUCCUUGGAUUCCAAGGAACAAGUGGUUAAGUACGAUUCAAAUGAAGAUGCAAUGGACAUUGAAGGCUCAAAAGUAAAUGAAAGUCUUGAAGACUUGGAAAGGAAAGAUGCCAAACCUGGGAGCUCUGACAGAUGUGGUGAUGGAGUGGAUUUGAAAGGAGACAAAAUAUAGUAUUUUAGAUAGAAAUUUUUAAAGGUAGAUGGUUGAUGAAUUUUGAAAACAAUGCUUGCUCUGUUGGUAUAUGGUUGAUUCUCUAGGCUUGAGUGUUUGCAACUUUCCACAGCCCUUUUUUGUCAUUAUUUUUGGUAGAGCGAGUAUAGCAGGAGGAUGAUGAGAAAGUCCGAAAUUAUUAUGUAAAUCCUGUGGAGGAAGUUUAUUUAUAAAAUAGCUUGUAAAAACAUUCGUUUU
Molecule: messenger RNA, 2775 nt
Organism: Juglans microcarpa x Juglans regia
Lineage: Eukaryota; Viridiplantae; Streptophyta; Magnoliopsida; Fagales; Juglandaceae
Product: C2 domain-containing protein At1g53590-like
Exons: 13
Coding region: 301-2538 (745 amino acids)
Molecular function (GO): lipid binding
Source: RefSeq, a predicted model, not a curated record